Messenger RNA from Heterocephalus glaber (naked mole-rat), 3278 nucleotides. It is a transcript of the gene Pi4kb, whose product is annotated as phosphatidylinositol 4-kinase beta. The record is from RefSeq and is a predicted model, not a curated record. Lineage: Eukaryota; Metazoa; Chordata; Mammalia; Rodentia; Bathyergidae. Gene Ontology annotation, cellular component: membrane; cytoplasm. Gene Ontology annotation, molecular function: 1-phosphatidylinositol 4-kinase activity. Gene Ontology annotation, biological process: phosphatidylinositol-mediated signaling; phosphatidylinositol phosphate biosynthetic process.
GGGAAAUGUAGGUUUCAGUUCGAAAGGUCAAAGUCUGGCUGUAGCCAUGGGAGACAUGGUAGUGGAGCCUGUCCCCCUGAAGCCAACUUCUGAGCCUGCUCCUAGCCCACCAGGGAAUAACGGGGGCUCCUUGCUAAGCGUCAUCACGGAGGGGGCUGGGGAACUGUCGGUGAUCGACCCAGAGGUGGCCCAGAAGGCCUGUCAGGAGGUGCUGGAGAAAGUCAAGCUUCUGCAUGGAGGUGUGGCCAUCGCUAGCAGAGGCACCCAGCUGGAGCUGGUCAAUGGGGACAGUGUGGACAGUGAGAUCCGUUGCCUGGAUGAUCCACCUGCCCAGAUCAGGGAGGAGGAAGAUGAGAUGGGGGCCGCAGUGGCCGCGGGCACAGCCAAAGGAGCAAGAAGGCGGCGCCAGAACAACUCAGCCAAACAAUCUUGGCUGCUGAGGCUGUUUGAAUCGAAACUAUUUGACAUCUCUAUGGCCAUUUCAUACUUAUAUAACUCCAAGGAACCUGGAGUACAAGCCUACAUCGGCAACCGGCUGUUCUGCUUUCGCAAUGAGGAUGUGGACUUCUAUCUGCCUCAGUUGCUUAACAUGUACAUCCACAUGGAUGAGGAUGUGGGUGAUGCCAUUAAGCCCUACAUAGUCCACCGCUGCCGCCAGAGCAUUAACUUUUCCCUCCAGUGUGCCCUGUUGCUUGGGGCCUACUCUUCAGACAUGCACAUUUCCACUCAGCGACACUCCCGUGGGACCAAGUUGCGGAAGCUGAUCCUCUCAGAUGAGCUGAAGCCAGCUCACCGAAAGAGGGAGUUGCCCUCCCUGAACCCAGCCCCUGACACAGGGCUGUCUCCUUCCAAAAGGACUCACCAGCGCUCGAAGUCAGAUGCCACCGCCAGCAUAAGUCUCAGCAGCAACCUGAAACGGACAGCCAGCAACCCUAAAGUGGAGAAUGAGGAUGAGGAGCUCUCCUCCAGCACCGAGAGUAUUGCUAAUUCAUUCAGUUCCUGUGAGGGAGUGAGGGUAGACAUUCUCAAUCAGGAAACUAAGCAAGACACACUCAGAAAGGGAGAGAAAAGCCUGCCUGUCCGGCUGGCUCCUGAGCGAGAAUUCAUCAAGUCCCUCAUGGCAAUUGGCAAACGGCUGGCCACGCUCCCCACCAAAGAGCAGAAAACACAGCGGCUGAUCUCAGAGCUCUCCCUGCUCAACCAUAAGCUCCCUGCCCGGGUCUGGCUGCCCACUGCUGGCUUUGACCACCACGUGGUCCGUGUGCCCCACACACAGGCUGUUGUCCUCAACUCCAAGGACAAGGCUCCCUACCUGAUCUAUGUGGAAGUCCUUGAAUGUGAAAACUUCGACACUGCCAGUGUCCCUGCCCGGAUCCCUGAGAACCGGAUCCGGAGCACACGGUCCGUAGAGAAUCUGCCCGAGUGUGGCAUCACCCACGAGCAGCGGGCGGGCAGCUUCAGCACUGUGCCCAACUAUGACAAUGACGACGAGGCCUGGUCGGUGGACGACAUCGGCGAGCUGCAGGUGGAGCUCCCUGAGGUGCACACCAACAGCUGUGACAACAUCUCCCAGUUCUCCGUGGACAGCAUCACCAGCCAGGAGAGCAAAGAGCCUGUGUUCAUCGCAGCGGGGGACAUCCGACGGCGCCUCUCCGAGCAGCUGGCUCACACCCCCACAGCCUUCAAGCGAGACCCAGAGGACCCCUCUGCAGUUGCUCUCAAAGAGCCCUGGCAGGAGAAAGUGCGGCGGAUCAGAGAAGCCUCUCCCUAUGGCCAUCUCCCCAAUUGGCGGCUCCUGUCAGUCAUUGUCAAGUGUGGUGAUGACCUUCGGCAGGAGCUGCUGGCCUUCCAGGUGUUGAAGCAACUGCAGUCCAUUUGGGAACAGGAACGAGUGCCCCUUUGGAUCAAGCCAUACAAGAUUCUUGUGAUCUCGGCUGACAGUGGCAUGAUUGAACCAGUGGUCAACGCUGUGUCCAUCCAUCAGGUGAAGAAACAAUCCCAGCUGUCCCUGCUCGAUUACUUCCUCCAGGAACACGGCAGCUACACCACUGAGGCAUUCCUCAGUGCCCAGCGCAAUUUUGUGCAAAGCUGCGCUGGCUACUGCCUGGUCUGUUACCUGCUGCAAGUUAAGGACAGACACAAUGGGAACAUCCUGUUGGACGCAGAAGGCCACAUUAUCCACAUCGACUUUGGUUUCAUCUUGUCCAGCUCACCCCGAAACCUGGGCUUCGAGACCUCAGCCUUCAAGCUGACCACAGAGUUUGUAGACGUGAUGGGCGGCCUGGACGGCGACAUGUUCAACUAUUACAAGAUGCUGAUGCUGCAGGGGCUGAUCGCUGCUCGGAAGCACAUGGAUAAGGUGGUGCAGAUCGUGGAGAUCAUGCAGCAAGGUUGCCGCUGUGGCACAGGAGCCUCCCCGUCUGGCCCCGUGAUGAUGGUGGCCCAAGUCAUCUGUUCGCAGCUUCCUUGCUUCCACGGCUCCAGUACCAUUCGCAACCUCAAAGAGAGGUUCCACAUGAGCAUGACGGAGGAGCAGCUCCAGCUGCUGGUGGAGCAGAUGGUGGACGGCAGCAUGCGGUCCAUCACCACCAAGCUCUAUGACGGCUUCCAGUACCUCACCAACGGCAUCAUGUGAUACCACCUCCUCAGGCCCAGGCGCAGUGGGGGACCUGGUGCCCUCCUGGAGGGCUGGUCCGAGAAAUCCCAAACCAGGAAACCCCACCUACCCAACCAUCCACCCAAAGGAAACAGAAGGCGAGAAAUCAAAGGAUCGUAUGGUAACCACGAGAGCUAGCUGGGGGCAGAGAGCCUGCUGUGGGUCCAGAACUGUGGGCUGGCCCUGGCCCAGUCAGUAUUACACCGGAUGGACCCCAACACUUACUGCCCUCGAGAAGUGAGCUGAAGAAUGUAGGGGACCGGCCUCCCACAGGCCUUGCCCUCAUCUGUCCUGUGGCCCGGGAAGGGGGACCAAGUAGCUCCUUGGUACUAGGGCUCAGUCCUGUGGUUAGCGUUGACCAUGCUGCUGCCCAAUCCAUCCUGGGCCGGUCCCCGCCCCCCAGCACUGAGCUGGUCCCUGAUUAUGGGCUGUGCUGUAGGGAUCCUGCACUUGCCGAGUUGCCCAUCAUCAGGGCAGGGAAGGGAAUCGCCAGUCUCUCCAGUAUUUGAGGGAACUUACCCUGAUCUCCUCCUCACACCCAGGGAGUAGCUUUCAAUUUUUUAUUUUUGUUUGAAAUAAAGUCCUUAGCCAUCUGCCACUGGGGGCGAGGGCUGGCAGUUAA